Messenger RNA from Funneliformis caledonium, 1134 nucleotides. NCBI's taxonomy places the organism in Eukaryota, Fungi, Glomeromycota, Glomeromycetes, Glomerales, Glomeraceae. The record is from the annotation of a GenBank genome assembly.
AUGCAAAAGCAUGUAACGGAAUUUAUAGAAAAUUUAAUUGAUGAUGCCAACCCUAGAACAAUAGAUUUUGCGAUAAGCCUAUUUCGUAAUAAAGAUACAAAGCUAUACGAUCUGAAAUGCACAAUUUAUGAAUUAUUAUUUAAAUUAUUCAUAAAUAAUGACAUUUCUUUAAAUAGUUUAUAUGUAAAAAUUUGUCAUAGCCAACAUGCUCUUAAUGUUAUGAUUUUCAAUGAAAUAUGCAAGAAACCAAAAUUUCUAUCAGACAUCAAAUAUUUUACAUUAGAUUUUGAUAGGUGUAAAGUUAUUCCUCAUUUACCGAUACCUUCCUUCGAGUACUCCCCAUCAGCGAUAACUUCAAACAAGCAUUUUACAAUUUAUUUUAAUUCGAAAAAGAACUUAUCUGAGAGGAAUUUAAAAUAUUUUAUUAAAUCACAAACGCAACUUUUAUCCCUCACACUUUAUACUAUAUCAUCAAAAGUAGCUUACUUAAUGAGUGCUUUGAAGUAUUGUUCUAAUACUUUAACUUCAAUUGAGUUUAAUUCUUGUGAUUUUAACGACAUGCCAUCAUUGAAUGGACUUAAUUACCUUAUACACCUUGAAUCACUUCAAUUCAAACAUUGCAAAGGGAUAACAGUUCAGGUUUUUCGACCCUUACUUGACAUUUCUACUCCACUAAAAAUCAAAACUUUAACACUAGAGGGUUUAAGUAUAGAAAUUACUUUUAUUCAAUCAUUGUUUCAAAAAAUCGGUUCUUUUCUGGAAAAUCUGGGAAUACAUCUCGGGAUUGGAAGAAUAAACAUUUUUGAAUUUCAUUUGUUUAAAUUAAUCACUCAUGUUCGCAAACAUCUCAAAUAUCUUUCGCUUCAAAUUCGGAAUCAUCGUCAACCUUGUUUUAUUGAGUCGGAAUAUGAACAACAACUAAGAGUUAGUUCCAUGAUCUUGACAAAUUUGGGUCAAAUCUUACCAGAUACUUUGAAAUAUUUGGAAUUAAAACUUGUAAUUGAUCCAAUUAAAUUGAAAAUCUUUUUGGAUAAUUGUAAACACAUUGUUGGUUUAAACAGUCUACUGGUUAUGAAUAAUUCCCAAAAUGAUAUUAUUUUUAAUGUUUUAAAAGAAUUUGUAAGGGAGAAAAAG